Molecule: messenger RNA, 1460 nt
Organism: Radiomyces spectabilis
Lineage: Eukaryota; Fungi; Mucoromycota; Mucoromycetes; Mucorales; Radiomycetaceae
Product: rhizopuspepsin 1 precursor
Exons: 3
Coding region: 169-1332 (387 amino acids)
Biological process (GO): proteolysis
Molecular function (GO): aspartic-type endopeptidase activity
Source: RefSeq, a predicted model, not a curated record
GUCUUUUUGUCUUUCUUUCCUUUUUGUUGAUCAUCUUUCUACUUGUUUUUUCGUCUGGCUGUUCUGUUUUUUUUUCGCCAACAAAACUACAAGUCGGAUCUUAUUCAUAGACAAACCCCUUCCAGUUCCUUUCUCUUUUUUAAUUAUUUCUCCUUUUUCAAAACUGUCAUGAAACUCAGUUUCUGUGUCGCUGCUCUUAUAGCCGCUGUCCAGUUCUCCUCGGCUGCCCCCAUGCAGGACACUGAGAGUCUCAAGUUUCCUUUGGUGCGUAAUCCGCAUUAUAAGCAGAAUGCUACGGCCAGUGUACUUCGUGUGCAGGCGAAAUACUCAAAGUAUCUCGGCGGGAUUUCAGCCAUGUCCUCAGGCACCACUUCAGUUCCCAUGACCGAUUAUCAUACCGACGUGGAAUACUUUGGUACCGUCGAAGUCGGCACCCCUCCUCAAAAGUUGCUAUUAAAUUUUGAUACCGGCUCAUCGGAUCUUUGGUUUGCUUCCACGUUGUGUCAUAAUUGCGCAUCUAAGCAAACCAAGUUUGAUCCCAAUAAAUCCGAAACCUACAAAAAGGACGGACGUAAAUGGUCCAUUUCCUAUGGUGACGGUUCCAAGGCCAGCGGCAUUUGCGGAAAAGACACCGUGACCUUAGGCGACCUGACAAUCAAGGACCAAAUCAUCGAACUGGCUACGACCGAAUCUGAUACAUUCCAGACCGAUCCAGUAGACGGCCUUUUAGGCCUUGGUUUUAAUUCCAUCACCACCGUCCGCGGUGUGAAAACCCCCAUGGAUAAUUUAAUCUCCCAAAAACUGAUCAGCAAGCCCAUUUUCGGUGUCUAUCUCGGCAAACAUACCGAAAAAGGUGGCGGUGAAUUUCGGUUCGGCGAGUACGAUCAGAACCGCUUCACCGGCGAUCUACACACCGUCAAAGUAGACAAUUCGAAUGGCUAUUGGGGUAUCAAAAUUGACUCUGCAACUGUUGGCACCAAGAAGAUUGCUGGAUUCGAUGCUAUUGUCGACACAGGCACCACGCUCUUAUUGUUCACCGACAAAGUGGCCAAAACGGUUGCUGCUGCUUACAAGGCCAAAGAUAACGGAGAUGGCACCUUUAUGAUUUCCUGCAACACGUCCAGCUUAAAACCGCUUUCACUCACGCUAGGCGGCAAGGCUUUCUUGGUCCCCUCGGACUCGUUGGUAUUCAGCAAACAGGGUAGUCAGUGUGUCGCUGGUUUUGGUUAUGCUGGUCUGCCGUUUGCUAUUCUAGGCGACACUUUUAUCAAAAAUAACUACAUCGUCUUUAAUCACGCCGUUCCCGAAAUUCAAGUGGCCGCUCUGAAAUAAGUUAUCCUUUCUACUUGUACUCUACACUAUGUUGUAUAAAACAUUCUAGCAGCUUGCUUACUGUAUUCAAUUUAAAACGCAUGCCAAAGGUGGAUCGAUUGAAAUAAACAAAAAACAUCGUUCGGAGG